Messenger RNA from Olea europaea var. sylvestris, 1083 nucleotides. Its product is annotated as transcription factor bHLH96-like. Gene Ontology annotation, molecular function: RNA polymerase II cis-regulatory region sequence-specific DNA binding; protein dimerization activity; DNA-binding transcription factor activity, RNA polymerase II-specific. Gene Ontology annotation, biological process: regulation of transcription by RNA polymerase II. The coding region runs from base 85 to 1011 and encodes 308 amino acids. Lineage: Eukaryota; Viridiplantae; Streptophyta; Magnoliopsida; Lamiales; Oleaceae. The transcript is spliced from 3 exons. The record is from RefSeq and is a predicted model, not a curated record.
CCCCUCUUUACGUGUAUUGUUUCAUUGCAAACGAGAAAAAGUGACAAGAUUCAAUAACUGAGAGAGAGAGAGAGAGAAGCUGAAAUGGCUCUAGAGGCUGUUGUUUUCCAGCAAGAUCCUUUUAGCUAUGCUGAUUGGAAAGACUACUGCAAUAUGGGGGAUUAUAGCUUUGACCUUGGAAUUCAAGACCAGAGGCCGAAUACUGAACAAAUAUCAAAUGGAUAUUGGGAUUCUACACCUUCAUCUAUUGCUCAAAGUUCUUCACCAGAAAUUUGUGCCGGGCAAGGGAUAUUUUCCAGCGGAGAAUACUCUUCAAUGGUGGAUCCGGCUGUCGACACCACCAGCCAGUGCAAGAGGAGAAGGACCAAGAGCUCCAAGAACAAGGAAGAAAUAGAGAACCAAAGGAUGACUCAUAUUGCCGUCGAAAGAAAUAGGCGGAGACAGAUGAAUGACUACCUUGCCAUCCUCCGCUCCUUGAUGCCACCUUCCUACGCUCAAAGGGGAGAUCAAGCAUCAAUUGUUGGGGGAGCUAUUAAUUUUGUGAAGGAGCUCGAACAACUUCUCCAAUCUUUGGAAGCCUAUAAUGUGGCCAAGAAGCAACACUACACUAGUAUUAGUACCCACUCCCAUUUAUUCUCCAGGUUCUUCACCUUUCCUCAAUACUCAACAUAUCCAACUCGCCAUGGAAAUUCGACGGCCGGCAGCAGUGCGUGUGAUAUGGCUGAGAAGCGGUCUGCGGUGGCGGACAUCGAGGUGACAAUGGUUGAGAAUCAUGCUAACAUCAAAAUAUUAUCAGGGAAACUGCCAAAACAAAUUUUGAAGCUGGUAACUGGAUUACAGUCUAUUUCUCUAACAGUUCUACACCUAAACAUCACCACCAUUGAGCAAUUGGUACUCUACUCCAUCAGCGUUAAGGUUGAGGAUGAUUGCCAGCUGAGUACAGUGACUGUGAUUGCCAAUGCAGUGCAUGAUAUGUUAGAAAUUAUCCAAGAAGAAGCUAGGUCUAGCUGAGACAACGCGCCCACCGCCUGCGGAAAAGCGGGUUGGAAUUUCUCAUAUUGUCAACCUUACUAGACUUAUUAU